Molecule: messenger RNA, 1299 nt
Organism: Metarhizium album ARSEF 1941
Lineage: Eukaryota; Fungi; Ascomycota; Sordariomycetes; Hypocreales; Clavicipitaceae
Product: Sporulation/nuclear morphology, Spo7
Exons: 1
Coding region: 1-1299 (432 amino acids)
Biological process (GO): nuclear envelope organization
Cellular component (GO): Nem1-Spo7 phosphatase complex
Molecular function (GO): phosphoprotein phosphatase activity; protein phosphatase regulator activity
Source: RefSeq, a predicted model, not a curated record
AUGGCCGACGACAUCGAUUCCAUUGUCAAAGGCGCUCCCGUCCGAGCGGCAAACAUCAAGAGCAGCUCGGGACCGACCCCAAUCGCACCCGCCGGCGGCAAGCUGGGCGACCCCCUCAACCACGCGCCCAGCUCACCAUCCAUGGUUUACCUGAACCUCCUCAUUCUCGAGGCCUCUCUACGAGCGCAGUUUCUCGAACUCAGAGCGAGGAGACGCCACCACACCUUCUUCUUGGCGCUGCUGACGCUAUGGGUCGCCUUCUUUGGCUACAAGCUGUACUUUGCCCCCCGGGAGGACGGCCGCGGCGUCGGAGGCUCCAUCUAUUGGGCAUUGGAAGGUGCCCAAAAGGUGUGUUUUAUGGGCGGCAUCAUCACGGCCAUUUUGGUCUGGGCAACGGGCAUCUGGGACCGCGGCGUGCGUUGGCCGCGGCGGUGGUUCGCCAUAUCAAACAGGGGCCUGCGCGGCUUCAACUGCAAGCUUGUCAUAAUACGCCGUCCGUGGUGGGCCGAGGCUCUGUCCACAAUUGGCUUCUUCCUGACAUACGGCUUGUUUUCGCACACGGCAAGCUCAUCGUACCGCCAUGUCGAGCCCUGGUUGAUGCGGGAGACGGAAAAGGAACUCCAGCUGCCUGGUGAAGGCCACCCCAUGCUGGUGCUGCCACACGAUGACGAGGAAAGGGGUGGGCACGAGGAGGACCUGGCUCCCGGAGGUGACUACGUCAAGCUCCUCCUGCUACCCAAGCCAUUCUCGCCGACCUUUCGGGAAAACUGGGAACUGUAUCGCACCGAAUACUGGGAGAGGGAAAACGAGCGGCGAGCACGAUUACGCAAAAAGGUCAAGGAGCAUGACCGCAACAUGGCCAAGCAGGCGUACGGUUGGUUGUGGUGGCUGCCAUGGAGGCAGACUCCGCAGCGCAGGCCACAGUCACACAAGGCUCUCCAUCGCCACUCCAGCAGCGAGAAAGUGCGAAGGGCCCGCGGCGGCAGCGUUCACCGCCCAUCUACGAGCUCCUCCCGAAGCCAAACACCUACCUUGGACCUGGACGAUGGCCAGCUGAGCCGCCGCCCUAGCUCUGCUUCAGAAAAGCGCCGGAAGAAGCCGACGUCCAUUUCCAUGUCCAAGCCGAAACGGUCCGGGACAGACUCCCGCUCUGUAACCCCUGAAGCACCGUCACCCUUGACAAAGGAGGCUACCGUUUUCUCUGAUGGGGAUCCCACUGAAGGUAGUGGACGGGUUUUGCGCAGUGCGGGACAAAAGCCUGGGAGGGCCUCUCCAGAACCGGGGAAGCCGGGUUCAUAG